AUGGAGCUGGCGUACCUCCACUCGAUUGUGUACCUCCUUUACGACGGUUACGUCAGCAAGGUUCUCAUGGCCGAGCUCGCCGGCUUGACGGAAACCAUGAAGAAGCAGUGGAGGGCGGUGUGGGAGGAGGUCAGGUUCUUGCCGACCGGGAUGUGGACGGUGAUAUGGGCAAGGGGCGCUUUCCUCCCAAAGACCCGGUUCGAUGACAUUCUCGGCAAGUAUCGAGCGUACAAGAUAUCAGGCGAUGAGCACCACGCCGCGCUCUUGCCGGCGAUCUGGUUCCCGGUCGAUGCCGACUCGAAGGAAGGGAAGGCGAAGUCGGAUGCAAUGAUGUCGGCCAUGAUUGAUCGCGUGUCCUUGUGCGCUGCGUAUGGGAAAGUCGCUGCUGCCGCGGCGAGGAAGGAGGGCGAAACGGAUGAGACGACGGCGUUGGUGGCACAGGCGCUAUCGGCCUUCGCUUGCGCCCUGUGGUGCUUAGUUGAGGGCGACGCCGCCCAGGUGGCCGAUGCUGUGCGCGAAGGGAAGGCGGCGGCGAUGGUGGUCGGUGCGAGCGGGAAGACCGGUGAUGAGUUCAUGAAGGUCAUGACGGCGGUGCUGGAGGCCGCGAAGAGCAGGGAGCAACCCCUCGGGGAGGUUGCGUACAACGUCGCAACGGCGCUGGAGUCUACAGCUCUGGCGAGAGCCUAUCCGGGGUUGGAUGGAGAAGUCGAAGCCCAAGUGAUCGCACGAGCGACGGUGGAAACCAUGGCGUUCUGGGGAAUGUGCCCCAAGGAUGGGCCGAAACUCAAGAAGAUCGGCAUCGCGGUGCCGCUUGACGCGCAGAUGGCGAAGCUUAUCGAACACAGGGGGAGGAAGGGCCAGAGGGGCAAGCAGGGCAAGGACAGCUCGGGGAAGAAGGGCCAGAAGGGGAAGCAGGGCAAAGACAGCACGGCGGCUUAG
Closterium sp. Yama58-4 is the source of this 939-nucleotide messenger RNA. The record is from the annotation of a GenBank genome assembly. NCBI's taxonomy places the organism in Eukaryota, Viridiplantae, Streptophyta, Zygnematophyceae, Desmidiales, Closteriaceae.